GGCAGGGGCGGAGUCAGACAGGCGCCUGAAUAGAGCACAAACACUCACAGAGACAGACAGACAGGUGGUUUGUGGAUUUGACGGUAAAAGCAGCACGAGCGUCCUGAAACACUUCCUGGUUGAUAGAGCCGAGUGAGCGCGCGCUUGGAGAGAGUCGCAUGUAAACCCGGUUAGUUUCUGAUGUUUGAUCUGUCUCUGUCCGUCUGUCGUCGUGUCUCUCCUUCGGUAACGGGUCUGGCCUAUUUCCGGUUGCCUCGCGGUGGUCGGCGAGUUGACUGACAGGCAGUGUAGGAUUGGGGCUCGCGCGUAACGCGGAAAUAACCCCAGUCAGCAGUCUGUCCUACCGCCACAAACUGGACCCUGACCAGAACAAGGACCAUUAAGGCUCAGGGCGGAGAUGCUCCUGUUCAACAGUAAAACUGUGACAGCGUUCCUGCUGUCAUUGUUGCUGCUGGGUGUUCUGUACUGCUACAUCUACCAGUCCCACAGAUUCAUGUCCAUGAAGCAGGAGGAGAUAACAGUUGAUUUCAGUUUUGCUGAAGUUCAUGAGAGUCACAGCUUCCACCUGGUGGCUCCUGACCAUCUGCAGUACAAACAGCCAAGUAUCGUGCAGGGUCGUAGCGACGUGGUGUCGGUGACGCCCUGGUUGGCUCCUGUGGUCUGGGAGGGAACCUUUAACCCGGUUCUACUCGACAGCAUCUACAAGCCUCAGAACAUAAGUGUGGCAGUCACCGUGUUCGCUGUUGGAAAGUACAUCAUGUUCCUGAAAAACUUCCUGGAGACGGCAGAGCAGCACUUCUUUGUUGGUUUCAAUGUGCAUGUGUACGUGUUCACCGACCGGCCAAAGGAGGUGCCCCAAGUCAAGAUGGCCGCUGGCAGACAGCUGACAGUGCGGUCUGUGCCCAGCUCAAAGCGUUGGCAGGAGAUCUCGGCUCGACGGAUGGAGCUCAUCCAGCUGCUGAUCGAGGAGGAGCUUCAUCACACUGACUACAUCUUCUGUCUGGACGUGGACUCCAAGUUCCACGGUCGCUGGGGCAGCGAGUCGCUGGGCGGACUGGUUGCAGUCAUACAUCCAGGUUACUACAAAGAUGACCGCAGCAGGUUCCCCUACGAGCGGAGGCCCAAGUCCCGAGCCUACCUGGCUCCAGAUGAAGGCGACUUCUACUAUUGCGGGGGGGCGUUUGGAGGCCUUACAGAGGAAGUACAUCUGCUCGCCAAAACCUGCCGCCAAAACUUUGAGGCUGAUGCAAAGGAGAACAUCGAGGCUGCCUGGCAGGAGGAGAGUCACCUGAACAGGUACAUGUGGAUCAAUAAACCCAGUAAGGUGUUGUCACCUGAGUACCUGUGGCAGGACUUCAAGUCCAGAGAGCCUGAGAUUCACAUCAUCAGAUUCUCUGGAGUCGUCAAGAACUAUGCUGAGAUCAGACCCAAUGUCUGAGAGUCUGGACUGGACCUGACUGGACUGGACUGGACUUUCCUACAAUACACCUCAUCUUCUGUCUGAAUUUUAAUUUCUGAACACUCAGGACCUUUAGCCAAAGUAGCAUCACCUCUGCUGAGCAUGUGCAGCUCUCGCUGUAGACCUCGUUCAGAUCAGAGCCGGCGCUGGAGCGACGUACGUGCCAGGUCGUCAUUUAAUUGUUGUGUGAAGUCAUGUUGUGAACUUGAAGUUCAGCUGCUGUCUGAAUGAGGCCUCGCUCACAACAUCUGCUAUGCUGCAUCACUUUUGGCCACGCUGAGUCAAACCGAGCCAUGCUGAUUUAUUUUUCCAUCAGUUUUGCUGUGCAGAGCUGAGCCGACUGGAAAUGGACCUGUUCCGGAAUGGGGCCAAUCCGGGUUCGUCCCGCCUACAAACAUGCUGUGGUGACGUGUCACGACUGCGGCCAACCCUUCACGAGCCCGUGCCUCCCCCUCAAAUCAAUACUCAGUACUUUUGUAGCUUCAAACUCAAUCUCUUAAGUUUCGCUCAUCCUGUUUGUUCUUUCAAACAUCUGCCGUGUUUUCUUGUUUCACGUGUACACUUUUAGCUGUUUUGUGAGUUGUGUUCAGUUAGUGCUAACCUGACAAAUCCCUACCAUGUCAAGUCAAACCGAGUAAAGCCAGUCUGGCAGAUGUGAUAGAAAAAUGGCUUUAGUCGGUCGAGCUGCAUCCUGUUAUGACAGUUUCCAGUCAGACGUCUUACUUCAGUUUUAAUGGUGCCACUGAUUUUCUUAUGAUGUACACAGUUCAGGUGACCUACACUCUGCCAUAAUUUAAAGGGGCUCUAUUUAGUUAACCAAACACUUUUUAUUGGCUCCAUGUGAGCAGAUUGUAACAUUUCUCUCUCAACAUCACUACAAAGCCUAUCAAAGAUAGAAGUCCUUUUACACUGCUGGACCACGUUUUUAUUCUGUAGCAGUCUGAUGUGACUUCAUUCAUGUUCCUGAGUUCCUCAUCUCGGCUCCUCGUCUCGGCGCCUCUCUCCAGUAGCUCACGUUUGUUUAGAAAUGGAGUCUUUUAUGCUCUUGAACGCAGCCUGUGUUACGCUUCUGAACUGACUGUGUGCGCUUUACACUAACUUCCCAUCAUGCGCUGUGUUUGUGAUGCCUGCUGUCUUCUCCUCUGUCAGUCAAAAAUUCACAGCUGUGUGUUGUCAUAACCACCUCCUGAAAACACACUGUGUGAGUUUCCGUUGGUUUAAUUACAUCCAAUAACAAUCUCACUGAUCACACGACAAAGCUCCACCAGUGUCUUCCUGUUCGGCCAGUCCUCUUCUUUUAUCUGCAGGAGGGAAUUCCUGUCUGCUCACAACAGGAAACCCACACACACAAAUAUCCACACACAAAAAAGUGUAACACACUGUGUCCUGUAACACACUCAGUAAUGUGACUGAAGCCUGCCGCGCCCUAAUGCUAUCCUCUCAGCUCGCUGUGCUGUGAUUGGAGGGUUGACUUUGAUGUUAAACCAGAUUCAUUGUUGUGGUUUACUUCUCUUGUCUCUCUAUCCAAACAGCUUCAUCCUCACUGCUCCAUCCAAACAGCUUCAUCCUCACUGCUCCAUCCAAACUGCUUCAUCCUCACUGCUCCAUCCAAACUGCUUCAUCCUCACUGCUCCAUCCAAACUGCUUCAUCCUCACUGCUCCAUCCAAACUGCUUCUCCUCACUGCUCCAUCCAAACUGCUUCAUCCGCACUGCUUCAUCAAAACUGCUCCAUCAUUGCAGGAAUCAUACGCCGAUUCUCCACAUCGUCCUCUGUGUGAAAGUUUAGGAUGUGGAGGAGGGGGGGGACAGUUUUGCUGUGGUUCUGAUCUGCCUCCGGAGGUAGUUUCUGAGCCACAGCAGAGACAAGCCGGCAUUUGUGUGAAUGAAUAAGCCUGAGGUGAGCCGCAGUAUGUCUGUCUUCCUCUCUGUCGUCCAGACUCCCCAUCACAUUCCUGCCUAGCAAAAAAACCUUGUCUCAGUGUCUGUGUUACUCUCUGUAAUGACCUCCUGUUGGCCACCUGUUUUGUCAGAGCGGCCCAGACACACUCUAUCAGGUUCAGACAUCUUAUGUUGUGCUGUGUCAUGAUGUGAAAUGUUCUCAAUGGUACAGAAAUGUUGAUUUCCACAAGAGCAGAGCGAAACUUGUCACAGAAAGAAGAUUAUGAGCUAAAUGAAUCAUGUUUUUAAAUGUGUGAUUAUAUGUUUGAUCGUACGAUGAUGACCUGAUGAACAGGAGGAAACUGUAACAGCUGCUCCAGUGUGCUGAAAACUGAGAAACUAACCAAAUAUCUGAAUGUAAUAAAACAUCUGCGUUCAAAUCA
Acanthopagrus latus (yellowfin seabream) is the source of this 3781-nucleotide messenger RNA. Its product is annotated as globoside alpha-1,3-N-acetylgalactosaminyltransferase 1-like. Bases 398 to 1438 code for a protein of 346 amino acids. Gene Ontology annotation, cellular component: Golgi apparatus; membrane; vesicle. Gene Ontology annotation, molecular function: hexosyltransferase activity. Gene Ontology annotation, biological process: carbohydrate metabolic process. NCBI's taxonomy places the organism in Eukaryota, Metazoa, Chordata, Actinopteri, Spariformes, Sparidae. The transcript has 11 exons. The record is from RefSeq and is a predicted model, not a curated record.